Messenger RNA from Protobothrops mucrosquamatus (brown spotted pit viper), 1044 nucleotides. RefSeq names its product platelet-derived growth factor receptor beta-like. The record is from RefSeq and is a predicted model, not a curated record. The transcript is spliced from 8 exons. Gene Ontology annotation, biological process: positive regulation of smooth muscle cell migration; multicellular organism development; angiogenesis. NCBI's taxonomy places the organism in Eukaryota, Metazoa, Chordata, Lepidosauria, Squamata, Viperidae. The coding region runs from base 1 to 1044 and encodes 347 amino acids. Gene Ontology annotation, cellular component: signaling receptor complex. Gene Ontology annotation, molecular function: ATP binding; platelet-derived growth factor beta-receptor activity; platelet-derived growth factor binding.
AUGGACAUGAGUAAGGAUGAAUCACUGGAUUAUGUGCCCAUGUCUGACAUGAAGGGUGAAAUCAAAUAUGUAGACAUUGAUUCUUCCAAUUAUGGCACGACCUAUGAGCUGGACAGCUAUUCGCCAUCAGGUUCAGAAAAAGUAACCUUGAUCAGCGAGUCUCCUCUCCUCAGUUAUAUUGAUCUUGUUGGAGUUAGCUUCCAAGUGGCUAAGGGAAUGGAGUUCUUAGCUUCUAAAAACUGUGUGCACCGUGAUCUGGCUGCAAGAAACGUACUGAUCUGCGAAGGGAAACUGGUGAAGAUCUGUGACUUCGGCUUAGCGAGGGACAUCAUGCGGGAUUCAAAUUAUAUUUCCAAAGGGAAUACCUUCUUGCCUUUGAAAUGGAUGGCCCCUGAGAGCAUCUUCAAUAACCUCUACACUACCUUAAGUGAUGUGUGGUCUUUUGGGAUUCUUCUAUGGGAAAUAUUCACUCUAGGUGGGACUCCAUAUCCUGAACUGCCUAUGAACGAGCAAUUCUAUAAUGCUAUUAAACGUGGCUACCGGAUGUCCAAACCUACCCAUGCAUCCAAUGAAAUCUAUGAAAUUAUGCAGAAAUGCUGGGAAGAGAAGUUUGAGAUCCGACCAUCUUUCUUUCAACUGGUAGUGCUUAUGGGGAACCUGCUAACAGACAGCUACAAGAAGAAGUAUCAACAGGUCAAUGAAGAAUUCUUGAAAAGUGAUCACCCGGCUAUUGUGCGUAUCAGGCCCAGGAACACAGGAUUCAGUGCUUCUAGAUCCACUGCAAGUGACAGUGUCAGUUCAAGUUCUGUCCUCUAUGCAGCUGUGGAGCAGAAUGGAGUGGACAAUGAUUAUAUCAUUCCUUUGCCUGAUCUUAAACCAGAGGCAGACAGUAAUAAUCCUCCGGAGGCCUCUAGCAGCAGAGCAAGUUCAACCCUGAAUGAAGCAAACACAUCAUCUACUAUAUCUUGUGACAGUCCUUUAGGCCCUGAGCAAGAAGAAGAAGAAGAAGAAGAACAAGCAUCUGAGUUAAAGCCAGAUUGCUAG